AUUUACUCUGUAACGUUCGGUUGGAGCAUUGUCACUGAAAAGUGAUGUAAUGUAGCUAAAUUUCGUGUCGAAAAUGUCAUUUUCUUUGGCUUCCACCGGUUUUGAAGGCUUUACACAGACAUUUAGUCUAUCAUUUUCCGCAUGGUUACUACUUUUUGCUUCUUUUUUUAUCGCAUGCUUGGCACAUUUCUUACUCACGAGUUUCGUGAUGAUGCGCAAGUCUCAAAUUGCCAUAAAGAAUUUCGAAGGACCUCCAUCUCACUGGCUCAAAGGACAUACUCAUCGAGUAAGUGCUGAAACUAUUCAUUGCUGAAAAUUCUAAGCAACAUUUUGUAACAAAAAAAAGGAUAAUUUUCUUCCCGAAAUAUUUCCUGUUGUUAAAUAGAUGGUUAACGGAAGGAUUGUAAACAAAAUACGAAUGUUGAAAGUGAUUUCCCUCAUCUAAAAAAUUUCAGUUGUGCGGUUACGUAUGACUCAUAUGGCAGUAUUUACUAUAUUGAUGCAAUUUGUAACUUCUAUUCAGCGGAAUCUGAGAUGUUUUUUAUAAAAACAAAAAAAAACUGUUUUAAAGCUACGCAAUUAAGAUUCAAAAUGGUUUAACUUGAAUGUAACACGAGAAGACUGUGUUUGAAAACAUUUUUGAAUAAUUAAGAUUUUUCAAGCCGUCCUGAACUUUAAGCGAUGGUAUUAUAAUGAGACUUUUAGCGACGUGCUGAACCACAAAUGAGUUUAUGAACCAUGACUACAAAUAGAGGCUAUGAAAUGUAUAAUGGCCCUUAUGCACUAGAGCACCAAUUAAUCAAGGUCAAUAAUAUUCAAACCUGAAAGCAAUUCCUUUUUGAAUGUUGCGUAAAUAAUUGAAUCACAAAGACAUUGCACUUCAUUACUCUAUGAGUGAAAAAGUGGUUGAUUGAAAUAUCAAGAGCUUAAAUACUUUGGUUAACUUUAUCCCAAAAAUACAUAAAAGCAUCUAGUUACUAAUUAAUUAAUAAUUCAUUUUCCCUGAGGCAGUCUAUGUAUUAGUGCCACUUCACAAACAUUUACAAAAUUAAACUCCUGGUUAAGCUUUUGGGAAAAUCCUGUGAGAGACAUUAGUAGGUAUAUGGGACUCUGUGAAGCUAUGAUCUAAGACCUCCAUAGACAGACCAGGGUACAUAUGGUGAAGAUGUUUGUUAAAAUAGCACAUCCAAAGUAAGUUUUUGGAACAAAAUAAUGGCAUUUCUUAAGUGGGAUUGGACACAUUAUCAUCAUCAUCACCAUUUAUUUAUUAGCCACUUAAGAUAUAAUAUUUAUACAGGUUUAACAGUAUGGUUGGGUGAGGAGACCUCCAAGAAAUCACCAGGCUUAUAGAGGAGGCCACCUCAGUUGUCAAUAUGUUUGUAAUUAAGUUGUGGAUGAGUAUGUGCCAAGUCCUUCCUUGACUCAUUUCAUUAAAAAUCAAUAAUCUUUCUUUUAAAAGUGAAAAAGCUAGUCAAACCAGUGACCAAUAUUGGGAGAAAAUGCCAAAUUUUUGGAUCUUGGUAGAGUAUGGUAAAUAAAGCAGCAUGAUUGAAAGAUACCCACAGACCACCCACUUAGUACUGCUGUGGAGUCCCAAAGAGGAUCACAUCUGUUGAUCAGUUUAAUUAAUAGCCUUCUGAGAUGUUUUAAAACACAAGCAGCUGAAAACAAAAGUAUUGGAGAAAUGAGGACAUUAGGAAAUAUAUUAUUUCAUGGAAAAAUUUCAUAAAGAAUUCACCUUAGAUAAUGACUUGGCCAUUUCAACAAUUUGAAAAUUAUUCCAAGAAUAAUAGCCUUCAUAGUGCCAUUAAACUGGGUGGUAUACACAAUACCAAAUAUUAAGAUAAGAAAAUAAAGAACUUUUCAAUUAUUUAUAUUUCAGGCAACCUUUGAUGGUAAUGGUUUGAAAUUCCAUGUAGAAUGUGCUACAAAAUAUAAGACAGCCUACCCACUGUGGUUUGGCCCCCUGCGAUCAGCACUUGUCCUUUGUCACCCAAACUCUAUCAAGACUGUCCUAUCCAGUCACACCCCAAAGGAGGAAUUUGUGUACAGUCUAGUUGUACCAUUCACUGGUAAGGACAUGUAAAAGUGAAGUUCUGGUAAAGAUUAAAGAGACAAAAACCAAAGUCCAUCUUCUACACUGUGCAGCUUCAUAAAAUAGAAUUUUCAACAAUCAUUUAAUUAAUCAGUCUCUCUAAGUAAGAACUAUUUCCUUUCAUAUGUUAUUUUAAGAGUGUAUUUCACAUAUUUUACAUGCAAAUAAACCUGCAAUAACUGUAACUUUGAAGAGAAUGGCUUCUUGUAGAAAAAUUUUACUUGUUUGAUAUAAUUUUCAUUUCCCUAAGAGAGGAUUUUGAAUAAAUUAGCUUGCUGUGUGUUCCUAACUUGAGGGAUGUUGAAAGUUGAUUAAACAAGUCUCUUGACACAAAAAUGUCAGAAAAUUUUUGGAAAGACAGGCACUGGAAUGGAAGGAAGAGUAGAAGUUCAAUGAGUGUGGUAGAGGUUCAAAGUUAGUGGCAGGAAUCAAUUAAGUGAGCACCGCUGAAGCAUCUAUUUCACAAGUGUUACAAAUUCCUCUUCCUUUUACUUAUUGUUUUCUGGUUCCAGCUACAAUCAACCUUUUUGGACAUAUAUUGCCAUAAAGCUGGGGUUAAAAUUCAUUUCAGUGCCAGAUGGGUGUAUAACUAUUGUUUUCACCUACAAAAUGGCUGGCACUAAGUUAAUCAUCCUCAUAAUUAUGAUUGCCAUUUUAAUUAAGCAUUGUCAUUAUAAUCCUCAUUUCUAUGCACGCUUAUAGCUUUACUCUGAUCCCAAUGAGAGCAGGGAUAUAUCAUUUUAACCCUUUAACUCCCAGAUCAAAUUUGUACUUCUCCUUAUUGUCAACCAUACAGUUCUUAAAAUGUUAGUUCAGAGAAUUUAGUAUUGGAUCAACUCAUCCUCAAAUUGAUAUUUUUCUUUAUUCUCAUCACUUACCUGGUUGAUAUUGUAUUCAUUACAAGGAGAAAUUAUGUCUUGAUCACUCAUUGGAGUAGGGUUGAGAGGGGUAUGUUGUACAUCUUAUGAAUGCAGGGACAAGGCUUAUUAAUUUGGCAGUAUCACUUACAUAUUUUAUUGGGGUGAAUUACAAUUGCAUGGAUUUUAGCAGUAAGUUUUGGCCUAAUAAUUUGGGCACUGGAGACAGUUUCUGUGUAAAAUUAAGGGCUGGCCAAAUGUAAAAUAUGAACACAUCAUUCUCUGACUUGAAAUUUAUUAAAUGAGACAACUUCAAAUAAUUUCUGCUAAUAGGAAACAGUCUCACCAUCGUGAAUGGAAAACAAUGGCAGCAAAUGAGGAAGCUUUUGACUCCAGCUUUUCAUGCAGAAAUCUUGAAGCAAUACACAAAAAUAUUCCAAGAGUCCACCAAAACCUUAUUGGUGAGUAGUUUCUGGGACAAUUAAAUGUUUACAGCAAGGUGCACUCAGCCUGAUGAUGAUGGGCUACCAUUACACUAAUCAAACAAGCCCCUGAAAAAAAUUUAUAGAAGCUCCAAAAUAACUAAGCACAGCUUUUUAUUUAAGCUGGAAACUAAAAUUUUAGCUCUUACUACUUAAUGCACUUGACUUCAUGUUUUGAAGUUGAGGGUCUCUUGAAUCUUUGACAAAUACAAACUUUAAAUUAUUUUGAAUUUUAUUGUUUGCCUAACAAAGUCAACUAUUUAAGUUCAGGAAAUCCUUCUUAUAUUUCAUGCCCAGCCAAAUCCUUAAUACACCACGAUCUUUAAUAUGAAAGUAAGAGUAUAUCACUUAAAUCUGAUAUUUAAUGUACAAUUUAAAUUACAGGAUAAAUGGUCUCAGAAUCCACUCAAAAUGGAAUGCUUUCGUGACAUAGGCUUAAUGGCUCUUGAUUCUACACUGAAGUGCACCUUUAGUUUUCAUAGUAAUUGUCAAACAAAUGUGUAAGUAUUCUAUUCAGUCCACGUACAGUCUGAAUUUGACUUAAGCACUCUGCACCCACGGGGAAUGGCUGGGUGACUGCCUGAAACAGGUUGACUACCUAACCCUUUACACCCUAACAUCAGUAUGCAUAUUCUCCAUACUAUUCACUAUACAUUUCCUAAUUUGCUGACAUAAGAGAAUUUGUUUAUAAUCAAGAGCUGCUUUAGUUGGUGAUCACUUCCUUUAUUCUCAUGACCUUAAUGUUUGAUUCAAGAGUGAUAUUGUAAGGAGAAAUUAGAUGCAAAUCACUCUUGAGGGAUUUAAGGGUUAACACAGGUUCUACAGAUAAAUAGAGAAUAAUACAUGGGAAAGUAAGCAAGUGUGGAAUUUCUUCGAGUGAUUAACUCGAUAGCUCACGAGUGACCGCAGCGUACAAGCGAGAUGUCGAGUUGAACAAGAGAAGGGAAAUUCCAUAUCUACAAUCAAUUAUGUAUUGUUUUUUUAUCAUAUAAACACAACAGCUCUUUAUUAACGAGAAAAGCCAACUUUAUCAAUCAAUGAAUCGACAAUUCCCGAAUAAAAAUCGCACGGUGGGUUGGUGCUAAGGCUCAAGAUGGAAAAAUGCGUCGAAUUAUGAUUACAAAAACAACAAUGAGUGUAAUUUUCAAUUUACAAUUAUAAAACAAUAAUAUUAUUUAAUAACAACAAUUCUCAUUCAAUGACUUUGUCCUGACCGACAGAAGAAGUUUCUCAGGUAAACGGUCUCCAGCCAAUCUUCCAGUUGUAGAUUUUCGUUCUCAGCCGCGAGAAAUGCCAUUACCAAAGCCUGCACUCGAUAACAUUCGGUUUUUCGUUUCGUAUAUUGGUUUUCUUCUCUUUCUUGUUAAGUUUGAACGUCACUGUCUUUAGCAGCCGUAAUCCGAAAAAAUUCCGACAAACUACCUUAGAUUGAGAAUGGUGAAUGCUUUGCCGUUCAUUCUUCACCUUGGCGCGAAAGGCAAGUGACGUGCAGCAGCUGAUUGGUGAUAUCAAACACGUGAAAAAUAUCGUAUUUUUACACGUGUGUUGUUACGGCUUUUCUCGGGGCUGGAAAUCCUUAUAUAACACUGUAGUUUAUAGGAUAAAGGGUAUUAUGACAAAAUUUCGGGACUUUGAAAACCGACGGUUUUAUACCGGGUGACGGCUUAACAUGAUGCUGCUUAAUACAGAUUUGACUGUAUUUUGUUGUGAAGAAUUAAGCAUCUAGAAUAAUUGAAUACCAAACUUUGUUGGUUUUUAAGUCAUGCAUUAACUGGUUGUAGCCUUGAGCUAUUCAUUUAAUAUGCAAAUUGGGGAUAUCUGUGAAUUAAAUGUUGCUUCACAUCGUUCACUUAAAAUCAACAUAUCAUAACCUACUUUUAAUGGCAAAGGAUGUCAACUUUUAUGGAUCAAUUUGUUCUUUCUGAACAGGACACAAGAUACAUUUACAAGAAGUGUCACUGAAAUUUCCAAAGCCCUCACCAAAAGGCUGAUGUGAGUAUUAAACUUUAUGGCCGGUUAUGUUAAUAAAGUUUAACCGCUGUUUAACAAAAAUGCGUCCCUAAAAAAAUCCUCAAUUUAGCUGGAUUUUUCAUCUAAAACAUUUAUUUUUGUGAACAGCGAUCGAGUGGGCUGAAAGUCAAAAGUGGAAGGAUAUUUAUUUAAUUAAAUCGACCCUCUUGUAGAGAAAGCCUGAGGCCCACUAAUUACGUAAAGCCAAGGUUUGGGUUAGACCUCAAGAUAAUAACCAGCCCUAUAACCUUAAUUUCAGUAACAGAUUAAACCAGCACCCCCCUUCCCCCUCCCCCCAAUCAUCUCAGAGACACAGAGACUUCCUCUCUCAUCUGUCAUCUGUUUUUAGUACACCCAUGCUACACCCGGACUGGAUUUUCAGGUGGACAAAAGAUGGAAGAAGGUUUUACCGUAACUGUACUGCAGCUCAUCGUAAGGCUGAGGAAAUAAUACGAAACAGAAGAAAGGCUCUUCAGGAAAAUGUAUCAAAAGUAAAAAAUAAAUAUAUUUACUUUCUUUGAACCCUGAUGAAUGCCAGAGAUCAACGUCUAAGAACGAUAGAGUAGGAGAUCUCGUCUGUUUUGCUUUACAGAACUGUAAAACAGUGAUUUUGUACAUGAUUAUGCUUUCUGUUGUUUUCUAUCGCAAGUUACACAUUGCUUCUUCUUCAAACAGAACCAUUAAGUUCAUGCCCAUUAAUUGCAGAUGCAUCAUUUGUUACUAAAGUCAGCAAGCAAAGACUAAAAACAUUUACCAAGCUUUUAAAUCUCUCAAAUAUAUUUACGAUGUUGUCUUGUGAAUAAAUCUUUUUGCACAAACUUAAGCACUUGCAGGAAGAGAGCUUCGGUGGAAAGAAGCAUCUGGAUAUGGUUGACAUUGUGCUUGCAGCGAAGGUAAUCAAAUGCACUUAAACCGUCUUCUUGAUUAUCUUUUUCUUAUUAUUUCUAAUUAAGUUAUCAAGGAGCUCAAGAAGUAGGUUGAUUAAAUACUCUCUCUGGUUUUUUCAUAGGAUGAAGACGGAAAAAGCUUAUCCGAUGAAGCGAUACGAGCGGAGGUGGUGACAUUUUUCGCGGCAGGUCAAGAUACAGUGGCUGCUGGUAACAAGAACUGUUUUUAUCAGUUAUAAGAUAAGGUUUCAGGCUGAUCCACAAGAUAUCAUCCUGCAGAUGGGGUAGAGUACUUCACAGCUUAGAUUGUAUAAAAAUGUGCCGCCCCAAACGGUAUGUGUUUGAGUCUUUCCUGCUAGACAGCGAGUGUAGACUUGGGUCGUUAUGGUCUUUAAUCAUGCGUGGUUUUUAAGUAACCGAAUUAUGUCAUUCGUGCUAAACUUGCUGGUGACGUUGACACCAAUGCGAAGCUUGAUCAUAUCGCAAAACUAGAUUAGAAACCAGGUCUGAAAAGGAAAUACGGAUUGUGUAGGCCAGGUAUGAAAACUGGGGGCAAAAAAUACUACAAUAAUAGGAAGUAAGGGUAAGCAGUGAUUAGUUAGACGACACCGUCAAGUCUUUAAUCGUGCGUGGUUUUUAAGUAACCGAAUUUUGUCAUUCGUGCUAAACUUACUGGUGACGUUGACACCAAUGCGAAGCUUGAUCAUAUCGCAAAACUAGAUUAGAAACCAGGUCUGUAAAGGAAAUACGGAUUGUGUAGGCCAGGUAUGAAAACUGGGGCAAAAAAUACUACAAUAAUAGGAAGUAAGGGUAAGCAGUGAUUAGUUAGACGACACCGUCAAGACCUUAAUUUGCGUAGCUAAUAUAUGGAAACACUUGCCAAAUACCCACUCUUGGUUCAGUGUUCGUCCAAGACAAUGGCUAUUUACGUAAUCAAUAAAGGCUCAGAUGGUCGAAGCUUAAAAGAAUACAGUGGUUAAGACUUUUGGUUCACAGAUAUUUGAUGUCAGCGCUGACUUUUCCUUUCUUUUUUACCACAAAGCAAUUUCCUGGACACUGUACAACCUUGCCUUAUACCCUGAGUGGCAAAGAAAAUGCCAGGAUGAAGUCAAAGAAGUUUACGGUGACAAAAACGAACUUGAAUGGUUAGAUACUCAAUUGCACAUAAAUCAUUCUCGCUUUCAGUAUGACUGUCUGAUGUAUGCCUGACUUUACUUGGCGAGCCCCGUGCUUCGAUUGGCUGCUUAAACGGGAAAUAUCAACCCAUCGUGCUUACUUGAGAUUGGCUUAGAGAGGCUUUAGUGAAAAUGGUUGCCCAUUAGAAAAUAUCAAUACAUGUCAUCUGUGUUUUCCUAUACCUUAAACGACUUAAACUCGGUUCAUGAAGACCCAAAAGGAAUCCUAGCCAAUUGCCAGCCAUCUUCAUCACACACUUGGUCAAUAGCACCUAGACAUGUGACGUCUGUUUUUGAGCCAGGUGGUUCACAAAUCUAGAACCUUUCUCUAUUUUCGUAACCUGAAGCGUCUUAAGUGUUGCUGGCCCCUUCACCAUCCAAGAUUCACCGCAAGUUGCCCCAGAGUAGUUGGCAUUAACAGGUCGCUUGAACCAACUGAUAGACACCUAGGGUAAAGAUUAUGGCAUUCCAAAAGUAAAAUGUUCAAACUCACCACACGGUAUUCAGGGAAUGAAAUAAGAUUGCUAGAAAGCUCUGAGGCUAUACUAAUGUCAAUUUGCUUCAUCAGGGAUGACCUAUCUCAGCUCAAAUACGUAACCCUUGUUAUCAAGGAGAGCAUGAGGCUGUAUCCACCCUUCCCAAUGUUCAGUCGCACCUUGGACAAGUCAUAUGAGAUCGCUGGAAAACUAGUACCACAAGGUAGGGAUGUAACUUCACUUCUUUUAGAUUCGUUUUGGUUUAGUAGGAUGGUUUAAAUUGAACACCUAAAAGUCUCUCUCUGGUAAGGGGAUUUUUCAGGUAGUGUAUCAGAAGAUGUGCACGCUUAAAAGUUACAGUUGCCGCUAAUCAUUCUUCUAAAGAACCUAUCUUUCCACGUAAUCAUGUCUCUCUCGGGUAAGGUAACAGUUUGUGGCUGUGUAUCAGCAGAUGUAAAAGCUUACAAUAACAGUUUUUAUUAGUCAGUUCUCCUAAAGAACCCGUCUUUCCUCUUUAUAUAGGUCUUUGUUGUCAAAAUUUAUAUUUUGCUAUUCAUUUUUAGGAACUUGGAUUAUGAUCAACGCAUAUGCUUUACAUCACAACCCACAUGUGUGGGAAGAUCCGGAGGUACCUAACAAAUUAUAAAUUCCAGUUAGUUCAACUGAUUUUAGUCCAGAUUGCAUUGUGUUCACUUUGCACUGCUCUGACUGGCCCAGAUUAGAACAUCACCCAUCCAAUCAGACGCAAAGCUGAAACCAAUGACGACUUAGUCCUUUGCCUUUCCAUAUGGCGACGUGGCUUGAGUUCUUAUCGGACGUGAGAUAAUUUCGCCUUGACAUUGGAAAACUGACGUAGACAUUUUUCGCAUACUUUUGUUGUUUGUUUUGACGGAGUUUAGUUAGUUGUUUUAGAGCUUUCCUUCGCGCAAAUUUGUUAUCCCUUUGUUUUGAAUUUUAAGAAGUUUCGGAGUUUUUGUUUCAGCUAAAUGUUAUGGUUCAUUUAACAAAUUUAAUACAUAUCUUCUUCGGAGUUUUGACUCUAGCUUUCUUUUCUUUAAGGGAAUUUUUACAGGAUAUUAGCAGUUUAAAUAAUUGUUAACUUUUCUUUGGAAAAGAAAAGGUGAUUUGGCUAAAGUCUGCGAAGUAAAGGGAAAGUUGUUCUAAAACAUAUUGUUUUUGUUACUGAUCAGAGCUAAGCCUUGUACGACAGAUUCUGCCAAAGAUGUUGCGCUACAAUUUUUGAAGCGUAAUUGAGACGGUGUUUCAUACACCAGUUUUACAGUGUUGCAUUUUUGCAGUUUGUUUAGGGUUGCUGUUAAGUAGACCCUCAAACGAUUCAACAGAUUCAUUUCAGUAAUACUUAGUCGAUUUUUCCCACAGUCAUUUGAUCCACUGCGAUUCACUGUUGAAAACAAAGAGGAGCGAUCACCGUAUGCGUACAUACCAUUUUCUGCUGGACCAAGGUAGGCCUGAUAUGAUUUGCAUUUGUAUUGGGGCUUCACAGCACACCCUCGACAUGCAUCAGAAUUCGCGCAUACGUAAUGCCUCGCCCCGUUCACGUUUCACGCUACUCAUUUCGCGUUUGCCUUUCGAGUAAUUCCCAAGUUUUAGUUUUAUGACAAAACAUAGCUUCUGAUAGCUCUAACUGUCCAUCUAUAAUGAUACCAGCACGUUUAACAUCUAUCAUAUAAGGUUUCACAAAGUUCGUAUAUUUAAUCUCAACAGGAACUGCAUUGGAAUGAAUUUUGCAAUGGCUGAGAUGAAAGUAGCCGUCGCGAUGAUUCUUCGAAGGUAAUGUACUUUCCCUACGUCAUCAAUUCAGAGCGCGUGUAGCAAAGUUUAGAGCGCUUUUCUGCCCGAUUUGGUUUCCACACCUACCGUACAAGUUCUGGUUGGUUUGCUAACAUAUCGAUCAGGAGUUUCAACGUGGAUUAUGAUUGGCUGAGAGCUCUCUACGAAGCUAAAAUGAUCGAAUCGCUAAAGGGUCGCUCAAAACAUCUAUCAUAAUUCCUGCUAUUUAUUCCUAUGAAUCACCCCUCUUCCCUUUACUCAUGCACGUAACUUUUUGUGGCAGGUUUCAUCUGUCCAUAAACGAAGAAAACCUGGUUACAUCCAAAGACCUUUUCCCAGAGCUUAUGCUGCGCACAAAGAAUGGAAUUCGUCUGAAUUUAACUCAACGUAUUUACACAUAACAAGGGGAUUCUGCUACUGUGAACAGCACGACGCAGUUAAUUUUGUAGAUGUCUAGCUAAUAUCGCACAGUCAGUUUACUCCAGGCUUUCACUUAAUUAAUGGGGUGCGACACAAGAGAGAGAUUUUGAACGUAAAGGCGAAUCGAUCCAUCUCGUUU
This is a messenger RNA of Pocillopora meandrina, 10332 nucleotides long. The record is from the annotation of a GenBank genome assembly. NCBI's taxonomy places the organism in Eukaryota, Metazoa, Cnidaria, Anthozoa, Scleractinia, Pocilloporidae.